Messenger RNA from Penaeus indicus, 780 nucleotides. RefSeq names its product cuticle protein CP1158-like. The record is from RefSeq and is a predicted model, not a curated record. The transcript has 2 exons. NCBI's taxonomy places the organism in Eukaryota, Metazoa, Arthropoda, Malacostraca, Decapoda, Penaeidae. Bases 44 to 604 code for a protein of 186 amino acids. Gene Ontology annotation, molecular function: structural constituent of cuticle.
AGUAGCCGCAGUAGGAGUGCUGUGACGACGAAACACGAUCAAUAUGAAAUUUCUGGCAGCUAUCUGCGUGUUCGCCGUCGGCGUGAGCGCACAGGUUGGGCCUUCGGGCAUCGUCAGCCCCGAUGGGGUGAACACCCAGUUCUCCCACGACUUCGCCAAUGACAUCGUGCUGGUUGGACCCGCUGGCAUCGUCACGAAGUCUGGCGCCAACCGCCAGCUUACCCACGGAGAGGCCACCCUUCACGUUGCUGCACCAGCUGCUCCUCUUCCUGUGGCUCAGAUGGUGUCCCAGCGUGGCGUGAUUGGGCACUCUGGCAUCGUUCGCCCAGUUGGUAACAACGUCCAGUUCACCCACGCCCAGGCUGGCAACAUCGUGCUGGUUGGCCCAUCUGGCAUCGUGACCAAGGACGGCUCCAACAUCCAGCUGACCGACGACCUCCACUUCGUCCAGAAGCGCGAUACCUAUGGGCAUCUGGUGGGAGCCUCAGGAAUCGUGACCAAGGAUGGCCAGCUGAUCCAGCUGGAACCUGGUGUGGUUGUGGCCAUCGCUGGUCCCUCCGGCGUGGUUCUGUCCAACGGAAAGAACAUUCAGCUCAACCUGUAAAUGAGUUUUCCAUUCUAAUACAAAAAAUAUAUAUAUAAAAAAACAUCUUAUCGCAAUCUGAUAUCGUAAUCUAUUUUAUCAAUUUGUUAAAUUCUUAAUUUAACAAACAAAGGUUUAUAGACAACAACACAGAAAGAUCAUCCAGCUCAUCUGAUAAUUUUGUACUUACGUAACUU